Messenger RNA from Ceraceosorus guamensis, 1105 nucleotides. RefSeq lists its product as hypothetical. The record is from RefSeq and is a predicted model, not a curated record. The transcript has a single exon. Lineage: Eukaryota; Fungi; Basidiomycota; Exobasidiomycetes; Ceraceosorales; Ceraceosoraceae. Bases 61 to 1017 code for a protein of 318 amino acids.
GGCACUGCAAGUCGCGAGGUGGGCGAGUGGCUGACACGACUUACUCUCCACCAUUCACAGAUGAACGUAGGGUUUGGUGGACAAUCGCAGGCAGAAGCAGAACCGCAACCUGAUCCAAAGGCGACAGAGUCCUUCGUCGCGUCGUUGGAACGAGCAGAUGCGGAGCUCAGGUCGCGAAUGGCGCGUCUGGAAUUGGGAGACAUCGGCACGGGAAACGUGGGAUGCGCAAUUUGCUUAGAAGAGUACGACGCAGAGGAUAGACCCGAAUGGAUUGCUGGCUCGGCAGCGCGCGAUCACGAGUGCGUCGUGGUUCCUUGCGGAGGCUUCCACACCCUACAUGCCAGCUGUCUGCAAGAGUGGUUCUCGGCUAAACCUCCUAACGAGUGGGCCUGCCCUUUUUGUCGAGAAUCACUGGCGCCCAAGAAGUUUGUCAAGGGUAGAGUGGUCGAAUUACCCAGGGCAAAGCUUGGGGUGGGGCUCAGGGAGGAUGUGAGGAGAAGGGAACGGCAGCAAGGUUGGAGGUGCGAUAGCCCUGCUUGCCUGCCAGAGUAUCCUGAGGACCAAAAUGGCGCUGAGAAAGACCACGAGCGAGAGCAGCUGCUGAAACUGAAGCCUUGUGGACACGAACAUCAUUUGGACUGCCUCACCAUGGCCAUGCGUCUCGACAAUCCCUUUGCAACGUGUGAGGACGAGGAAGAUGACGGAGAUGCCUGCGUUUGGGACGGCAUUUCGGACCCUUCAAGAUCCGCCUCCAGCGCUUCCGGAGUCACCUCGAGUCCAGCCGCUAGCGAGAGUCUCAAAGACCAGGAGGCAUCCGAGAUGGCGGAAAGUGCUCCGACAGCAUCUACCAAGAACGUCGACGAGGCACCAGCGCUUAGCGUGCCAAACAGCGAGGGUAAAUGGGUCACUUGCCCGAAGUGCAGACAUGAGGCUUGGGCAGCUCUGCCACGCAGGAGGAGGAAGCGUGCUGCUUCGUCGCAAGAGCAGGGCGAAGCGACGCAGUUGCCGCGUCGGUAAAGGAGAAGAAAAGCGACCGAACACACGAGGCUUUUUGGGCGCUCAUCCACGGCACCCAACCGCAUCCCCCCACGGUUCAGCUGGAAGC